Sceloporus undulatus (fence lizard) is the source of this 523-nucleotide messenger RNA. RefSeq names its product rhophilin associated tail protein 1 (gene ROPN1). The coding region runs from base 80 to 523 and encodes 147 amino acids. NCBI's taxonomy places the organism in Eukaryota, Metazoa, Chordata, Lepidosauria, Squamata, Phrynosomatidae. The record is from RefSeq and is a predicted model, not a curated record. The transcript has 5 exons.
CAACUGUCAAUUCUCAACUGUCACCGAAAGAGAGUGAGACGGUUGGUGUUUCUGUGGCUGCCUGAGAGGCACAGUAAUUAUGCCACAGACAGACAAGCAAGUAUGCAUCCCACCGGAGCUUCCAGAUUUGCUGAAGCAGUUCACAAAAGCUGCUAUUCGGACUCAGCCUCCAGAUUUGAUACAAUGGGCUGCCGAUUAUUUCAGUGCCAUGGCCCGUGGAGAGCUUCCUCCCGUAAGAGAGCGACCAGAUAGAGUGCCUAUAUCAACCCAUGCAGAGCUUACUCCAGAGCUCUUGAAGGUCUUGCACCAGAGAGUGGGUGGGAGGCUGAUAGUCCACGUAGAUGAACUGGCCCAAAUGUGGAAAGUGCUCAAUCUCCCAACAGAUUUAUUUGACAGUGUGAUGAACGUUGGGCGUUUUACUGAAGAAAUUGAAUGGCUCAAGUUUUUAGCUCUGGCCUGCAGCUCUCUUGGAGUUUUGCUGAAAACUGAAUUCAAAGCACAAGAGUGGUCUGCACUCCAUUAG